This is a messenger RNA of Chaetomium strumarium, 2169 nucleotides long. RefSeq lists its product as uncharacterized. The coding region runs from base 1 to 2169 and encodes 722 amino acids. NCBI's taxonomy places the organism in Eukaryota, Fungi, Ascomycota, Sordariomycetes, Sordariales, Chaetomiaceae. The record is from RefSeq and is a predicted model, not a curated record. Gene Ontology annotation, biological process: nuclear-transcribed mRNA catabolic process; mRNA splicing, via spliceosome. Gene Ontology annotation, molecular function: RNA binding; protein binding. The transcript is spliced from 10 exons.
AUGCUGCCCCUCGGCCUUCUGAAUGCGGCGCAAGGCCAGCCCAUGCUUGUCGAGCUCAAAAACGGCGAGACGCUCAACGGACACCUCGUACUAUGCGACACGUGGAUGAACCUGACGAUGCGCGAGGUGGUGCAGACCAGUCCAGAGGGCGAUAAGUUCGUGCGGCUACCCGAGGUUUAUGUGAAGGGGAACAAUAUCAAAGCCAGCAAGGUGGCUAUCGCGGAGGACGUGGUGGGCAAGGGAGAGGAGACCACGGUGGUAGAGGUGGAGAUAGGGCCCGCGGGGGAAGAGGAAGGGGAGGCGGAAGGGGCGGGAGAGCUUGGCACAAGCGGCUUCACAUCAAAGACAACCAGGGGACUGAGGCGAGUUGAGGCUAUGGAACGAUGGCGCAGAUACGAGUCGGUUGUGAGCUCGGGUUUAUUCAUGGAGCAUGAACUCCGGUACCAUGUUGUUAAGGAGUGGCUGGGCAAUGACAUUCACGCCCGCAGAGUAAUUCGGAUAAAUAUGGUAUUUGGCGACAAUGUUUCGACCACGGUGGGUGGUCCACUACCUUCGGUUUUCUGCCAGCAGAAUCUAACGUUAUCGCCUUACUCCAUGUGCGCCAUCACGAAUCACACAGCGGCUUUCAAAUAUUGGGUGCUGGGGAAUGUGAGGCAGAGCCCAAGACCAAAACCUCAACAGAGAGUGACUCCCUUUGUCCUACGCCAACCGACCUCCGGUACCACGCCAGCCAUAUACGAGGUGUUGCGCCUCCUCCGUGGCCAGCCUGGUCAGGCUGCCGAGCUACGGCAUCUGGUCAAGUACCUCAUCGAGGAGCGCGGCGAGCGGCCGAAUGUGUUUCUGUACGAGGCGCUGCUCGUGGCCAACUGGGACACCACAUCCGGCUCGGCUGCCGAGUUGAGAGAGAUGUUGCUUGAGAUGAGCGAGGCAGGGAUAGAGUCGUCGCCGGGGUUUUAUCAUAGUGCUUUGCAGUUGCUUGCCAUCCACCCAGAUUAUCUACUCAGGAACACAAUCCUGCAGGACAUGAAGAAAAAUGGCGUGGAGCUAAGCGACGAAGGCAAAUGCAGCGUCGCCUUGGGGCUGCUGCGUGACAUGCAGGACGAGAUGGCCUUGGAGUACUGGGAUCAAAUGCAUCGCGAUGGGACGAAUAUACCCAACUGGGUAUUUGAGAUCUUCGUUUAUGUCCUAGGGAUGCGCGGAUACGUGGAUGAAGCAUUCCGACUGUUUCGCAGGGUACAGGAGGGGGCCAAUGACAGCCUCAAGGCGGCACCUCUUCGCGUCUGGUUCUACCUACUCGACGAAUGCAGCAGGAACUUUCAUCAUGAAGGGACUACGUUCAUAUGGGAGAAGAUGGUUGAGCCGGGGACGUUGAGUCCACCCGACGGGAUUUGCCUCAACGUGUUGAAUACCGCCUCCCGCCACGGCGACUCGAGGCUGGCAACCGCAGUCAUCCAGGUUCUCUCCGAGAGGCGUGUCAAGUUAGGCCUACACCAUUACGAAGCACUACUCGAAAGCUAUGUGCACGACGGGCAGCUGGAAAAGGCAUUCCGCGUGCUGUGCAUCAUGACGGGCGCUGGGGUUCGACCAGACCAAUCCAGCACCCGUUCCAUCUUUCUGAUGCUGAAGCGCGCCUCGGAGCGGGCAAAACAAGUCGUCGGCAUCCUCCAGAAACUGCGCAAAGAGCAUGAGCUCCCCGUGGCGGCUAUCAACGUGCUGCUUGAAGCUCUGGCGGAGACCACAACCAUCGAGGAAACGCUCGACAUGUACCGCCAGGUCUGCGAUCUCUGCCAAUCUGGGCCCAACCGGGAGACGUUCACCCUCUUACUGCAGAGGUGCAGUACUGCCGAGCCGGCGGUGUUUCUGGUAUCCGAGAUGGACCGCUUCUCGGUCCGGCCAUCGUCGACCAUCGUCGACAACCUAAUCCGAUGUUUCGCCUACGACGGCAACCUCGACAUCGCGCUUCUCUAUCUGUCGGGGAUGCAGCGGUCCGACUCCCCGAUGUGGGUCAGCAGGCGCACUCUGUUGACAGUGUUGCAGCGUUGCUACAAGGAAAAGGACCCGAGGGUGUGGAGUGUUGUGGACGAGGCGAAGAAGAGAGGGGUGACGAUUGAGAAGAAGGUGAUGGACAGGCUAAAUGAAAUUCUGCCUGUUGCAGGCGAGAGUGGAUAG